Leucoraja erinaceus (little skate) is the source of this 1683-nucleotide messenger RNA. RefSeq names its product RNA 5'-phosphate and 3'-OH ligase 1 (gene rlig1). The coding region runs from base 301 to 1194 and encodes 297 amino acids. Gene Ontology annotation, biological process: response to reactive oxygen species. Lineage: Eukaryota; Metazoa; Chordata; Chondrichthyes; Rajiformes; Rajidae. The transcript is spliced from 6 exons. The record is from RefSeq and is a predicted model, not a curated record. Gene Ontology annotation, molecular function: RNA ligase (ATP) activity.
UAGAUGGGACAUGUUGGUCGGCGUGGGCAAGUUGGGCCGAAGGGCCUGUUUCCACGUCGUGUGACUAAAAUACAUUGUCCGAGGUAAGAUUCCUGUGCAUUAACAGAUAAUUGUUACUGUUGUACACAUGAUGCAACAUAUUCCAGGCACCGGACCCGGCGAGCGGCGCAGGCGCUUUUGCACCUCGCUCCAGAGGAGCCGCUUGAGAGGGAGAGGGUGAAGGCCGUGGUAUUGCACCUCGUGCAUGCGUUUGCGGUUGCACCGGUGCAAGCCGCGCUGCGGGGCGGCUACAGGAAGGCGAUGCAGCGCCUGGGGACGGUGCAGCAGAAAAUCCCGUGCGCCUUCGCCACCGAGCUGCGGGACGAACCGAGCACCAAGCGGCCCGGCCAGAUUCGCCAUACCUCUGGGCACGACUGGAUCGAAAACCGACCAAGCAAGCUGAGAAACGAUUCAGGAAGUUUCAGUCUUCAAAGUCGGGCUCUGGUAAAUGACAAUCCUCCUCUUCCACCCGUAGAGUUCACUUGGAACUUCGGUGAAGACUUCCGGAAGGUUCCAGAGGCCUGGAUUCCGGCACACGGAGUGGCCCAGUCAGAGGGCUGCCCGCUGCCAGAUGAGAACGGACAUAUUCCCGGUUGGAUUCCAGUGGAGAAGGGAAGUAAACAGCAUUGUUGGCAUCUCUCCUCUGUGAACUAUGAGACGGGAUCCGCCCUGGUCUUGCGCCUGCACUCUGGGAAGAAUCUUCUAGAAAUUACCAUUGUCCCCUUAAUGGAGCUGCUUGAACGGACAUUGGAGCUCGUGGGAACUCACAUUAAUGGCAAUCCAUAUGGCCUCGGGAGCAAGAAGCGACCCCUCCACCUCCUGGUUUGCCAUGGGUCUCUGCCAAUCGAGAACCCGCCACCUCUUGAGCUGAUGGACAUGGCCGCCUGGUUCAAGGAGAGUGAGACAGCGAGGGUGGAAGGGAUUGUGUGGCACUGUGCGGCCGGCACCCUCGUUAAACUUCACCGAUAUCACCUUGGACUGGAGUGGCCGCUGCCAGACCCGUUCUUGGCCUCUCGCCCUGUGUCCAUUAACGUCGACCUCACCAGCUUCCCGUGGGAUUUUGAAACCAAGUCUCCCUUCGUGUUCCUGGCGAGGCUUAACGGCAGGCGGUUUGACCGAGUGAAGGACAUCUCGUGGGAGGACGCUGAGAGUUGACGUGGAACCAACACGAUGGCCCAGGAAGGUUGGGUGAGAUGGUUGGCUGCUUCAAGCCUGGAUUGGUUUACAUGGACCUUGGGGACUAGAAUCACGAGGGACUGUUCUUCAUUCAUGGGGCGACUACCUGGUCUGUCUAUACGCUGAUACCUGUUGUUGCUGCCAUUGGGAAUGUUGAAGCAGUUUUGUUCUUGCAAGCACUAGAAUGGACAUCAGUGGCAUGUUGUUGCUGUGCUGAGGUGGCCAUGUGCAGUCGCUGAACCUCCCUCAACUAUUUCCUUGGCUCAUGAAUGUCAGCGGUUAAUCACGCUCCACGCCUCCACAGAUAGGACUGGGAAAUCUGGGAGCUGUGUUUGAUCAUUUUAGUUUAGACCAGACUUCACUGCCUCAGUCUCACGGCAAAUUCCAAUGUGUAGGUUGCUGUUUGAGUGUUAAAAUGUUGUGAUAUGGUUGUGUUGCACAUGUUAAAAUUUGCUUGUGUUAAAUCCU